AUGGCCGGCAUCUGCCAGCUCUUCGAUGAGCUGUGCGAGGCCCAUCUGCCGGCCCCCAAGGCCCACCUGCGCCAGCGUGGCCUGGACCGCAGGCGGGCAAAGCGGAGCCUCAAGAAGGUGGCCUACAAUGUGCUUUUCACCAAUCUCUUCCAAGACGAGACCCAGAAGCUGCUGCAGGCCGAGCUCCCUCAGCUCCCGGUGAAGAACAAGGUCCUCCUGCUCUCCUUCAACCUGAGAGUGGGUGGCUUGGGUGCGGAGGCCGGCCGUCUGGAGGACCUGGUGGAGCAGCUCCUCGCAGCGCCUUGCUGUCCACUCGUGGAAGUGUCCUCUGUCUUGGAGCUCCUGGUUCAGCUGGCGGGCAGCGGGCCCCCUCAAGUGCUGCUGGGAAAACGAGACCCCUUCCUGAACAACAGGCACGUCGGGCGGAGCGUCCCGUACAGCGGCUACAGCUGCCGGGACCUGAGCGUGCUGGAGAUGGACGUCCGGUCCCUGAUAGCCAGGGAGGAAUGUCUGUGUCACGACAUGCUCCGGAGAACACUUGGGCUGAUGGAGGCCGCACCGGGCACUGGCCUGCCCACCUUUGGGCGCUUCUUCGGGGACUCUUGCGACAAGUUUGAGAGGGACACCCGGACCUCCCUCUUCGGUGCCCUGGUGCACAGCCGCACGGUGGACAUGGACGUCCGCCUGGACCUGCCCCCUGUGCCGGACAGCGCAGACCUGUCUGGACUUGUCAUUAAAGUACCUCAGAGCAUGGACCAGUCGGAAGAUGAAGGGUUCCAGUCAGCCUCCAAUAUGACUCCUGACUCCCAGUCUGAACCAAGUGUGACCCCAGACCUGGACCCAUGGGAAGCUGUGCUCUCCUACGAGGCCAGUAAGCGGCGGUGCUGGGAGAGAAUAGGCUGCCCCCCUGGCCACAAGGAGGAGCCCUACCUCACUGAGGCAGGGCGAGACGCCUUCGACAGGUUCUGCAGACUCUGUGAGGGGGGAUUGCAGCUGCUGGGCGGCGGCCUCCUCCCAACCCCACAGCGGGUCCUGGUUCCGGAAUGCGAGCUGGUGAAGGACACGCUGAACGUGCUCAUCGGGGUUGCGUCUGCCACGUUCUCACUCUCCCAGCUGGCACAGGCCUUCCUGGUGAAGUUGGGCGUGUACGUGUCAGGGACAUCCCCUGAGAGCAUGCACAGCCUCCUGUCCGAGGUGGCUGCCUGUGGGACCUACUAUGUGCGCCUGAGCCAUUUCUCUCUACAGCCAGUGCUGGAGUCUGUGGGCAGCAAGGGCCUCGUGUUCCAGGCCUUCACCAGCGGCGUGAGACGCUAUCUACAGUACUAUCGUGCUUGUGUGCUCUCCACGCCGCCCACCCUCAGCCUGCUGACCAUCAGCUUCCUCUUUAAGAAGCUGGGCCGGCAGCUCAGGUACCUGGCUGAGCUGUGUGGCGUCGGCACUGGACUCCCGGGUACCAGCGGCAGUGGAGGGUCCAGGGCCACCUUCCCAACUGGCGUGAAGCUGCUCUCGUACUUGUACCAGGAAGCUCUGGACAACUGCAGCAACGAACACUACCCUGUCCUCCUGUCCCUGCUGAAGACCAGCUGCGAGCCCUACACUCGGUUCAUCCAUGACUGGGUGUACAGUGGGGUCUUCCGGGAUGUUUACGGAGAGUUCAUGAUCCAGGUGAACGACGACUACCUGGGUUGCAGAGAUAAGUCUUACUGGACCCACGGCUACAUGCUGAUUUCUGAAGAGGUGGAGGACUGCGUUCCUGUGUUUCUGAAGCACAUCGCCAACGAUGUGUACGUCUGCGGGAAGACCAUCAACCUGUUGAAGCUCUGCUGCCCCCGGCAUUACCUGUGUUGCUCUGACAUCCCUGUUCCUCGGAUCUCCGUCAUCUUCUCCCUUGAGGAACUGAAGGACAUUGAGAAGGACUGUGCCGUGUAUGUGGGGCGCAUGGAGAGGGUAGCACGCUACAGCUCCGUCAGCAAGGAGGAGAAGGAACUUCGUGUGGAAAUCGCAAAACAAGAGCUAAUUGCCCAUGCCCGAGAGGCAGCGUCCAGGGUUCUGAGUGCCCUGAGCGACCGGCAGGUGUCUGAGCGCGUGGCCCUGGACGCCCGGAAGCGAGAGCAGUUCCAGAGGCUGAAGGAACAGUUUGUGCGCGACCAGGAGCGACGCCUGGCGGCCAGACAGGAAGAGGCUGCUGACGACUUCAGCUACGCCCGUGAGCUCCGCGACAGGGAGAAGCGACUGCAGGCCUUGGAGGAGGAGCUGGAGCGGAGGGCCAGGCAGGUGCUGGUCGAGCACUAUAGCCGGCUGUCGGCGGAGGCAGCGCGCCGGGAGCAGAAGGCGUUGUGGAGGCUGCAGAGACGCCGGCUGGGUGAGGCGCGACGCUGCUUCCUCCUGGCCGACCAGACACGCCUGCAGGAGCUGCUGCAGGAUGUGUCGGAGGGGACGUGCCCACAGCUCUUGGAUGAGUGCCUGCCUAGGGCAGGGGUGGUGCAUCCCCAGGUCCUGUCUCAGGGUGUGGACCCCGCAGGUAGAGCCCGAGGCCAUGAAACUGAACCUGCAGAGGAGCAUGGGCCUGUCCCGACGCCCUGGUCCCCAGGGUCUCCCACAGCAGUUGGCCUCAGUGUCCAGGACUUCUUGCCCAGAGGCCUAGGGACAGAGCAGCCUGUGGAAUGCAGCGGGGCCUCUGUCCCAGGGAAGGCCCCCCUCUUGCCAGAAGUCCCUGUUUUGGGGGAAGCCCCUCUGCUGGAGCACGCACUGAUGACUAUCAGCUCAGACCUGCCUUCCUCGACUCUGGGGGUGCUGCCCACAGCAGCCGACACGCAGCCCUCGCAGGUGCCUGAGUAUGACUUCAGCACUGUCCUGAGGCCAGCGGUGGCUGCCCCAGCCUCUCCAGGGUCCCUGCUGGCUCUGGAGGGGGACUUGGGCAGCGAGGGGCCGCAGCUGCAGUGGGACACCUGCACAAAUCUGGGUCCCUGGGUCCCUGAAGUGCUGGCAUCUGGGCCUGCAGACAAGGAAUGCAGCAGUCUUCAGGACCAGCUCCUUGGGCACAUGUCUGAAGGCAGUGUGCCCUCCCAGCCUCAGGGGAGUGUCCACGGCCACGUGUCUGAUGCCAACAUUAAGAUUGAGGAGAACGUCUCGGACGUGGCCUCCUCUCGCCCCCGGUGGAGCAUCCACGGCCACGUGUCUGAUGCCAACAUCAAGAUUGGGGAGAUUGGGGAGAAUGUCUCGGACGUGGCCUCCUCUCGGCCCCGGUGGAGCGUCCACGGCCACGUGUCCGAUGCCAACAUCAAGAUUGGGGAGAAUGUGUCAGAUGUGGCUCCCUCCAGGGCAGAGUGGAACGUCCCCAUCUCUCAGUCACACAUGAUGCUGGGGGCACUCCCGGAGGAGACUGAGCCUGAGACGUUUGGCCAUGUGGUCCAGUCAGACCUGGGAGCACAGAGCUCCUCCCUGGAAUGUGAGCUUCAGCCACCUGCAGAGACAGUGCCAGGGCCUUUGGGCCAGGCCCUGGCUGAAGUGACCACCUCAGUCAGCACGGAGGAGGAGGGUGUCCCCUGGGAACAUGGUUCUGAAGGAGCCAGGAGCAGCGAGGACAGCAGCAGCCCCUCUCCAGGUCGGCCCUUGAGUCCCCAGGCAGGUGACACUGCCCAGGGCAGCCUGGAGCCUGGCGAGGCUGCAAACUUACAGGCUCAGCUGGAGCGCCUGGCUGCACGCUACCACCUGGAGCAGUACCCCGACCACUUUGAAGCCAUGUCUGAGCCUCCAGCCGCCCACCUCCUGCCACAUGCACUGCCCCGCUCCUUCUCUUUCCCUGUGGAACCCCGAGCUCGGCCCGACACAGAUGAGACUGCCGUACAGCUGAGUGAGCUGCUGACGUUGCCUGUGCUUCUGAAACACUCCAUCUCAGCCCCGCUGGCUGCCCACGUCUCCCUGGUGAACAAGGCUGCCGUGGACUACUUCUUCGUGGAGCUCCACCUGGAGACACACCUGGAGGCGCUGCGUCACUUCCUGCUGAUGGAGGAUGGUGAAUUUGCCCAGUCCCUCAGUGACUUGCUCUUUGAAAAGCUGGGCUCAGGGCAAUCGCCCGGCGAACUCCUCAGCCCCCUCGCAUUGGGCUCCGUACUGAGCAAGGCCUUGCAGUACAGCCUCCACGGGGAUGGGCCCCUUGCUGCCAACCUCUCCUUCGCCCUCAAGUUCCUGCCUGAGGUGUUCACCCCCAACGCCCCUGACGUGCUGAGCUGCUUGGAGCUCAGAUACAAGGUUGACUGGCCCCUCAACAUUGUCAUCACCGAGAGCUGCCUUAGCAAGUAUGGCCGCAUCUUCUCCUUCCUGCUGCAGUUGAAACUCAUGGUGUGGACACUCAAGGACAUCUGCGGUCACCUCAAGCGCACUGCCCUGGUGAGCCGGGCUGCAGGCUCUGUGCAGCUCCGCCAGCUACAGCUAUUCAAGCACGAGAUGCAGCACUUUGUGAAGGUCAUCCAGGGUUACAUCGCCAACCAGAUCCUGCACGUCACCUGGUGUGAGUUCAGGAACAAGCUAGCCACUGUGGGCACCCUGGAAGAGGUCCAGCGGGCUCAUGCCGAGUACCUGAACAAGGCUGUCUUCAGGGGUCUGUUGACAGAGAAAGCUGCACCGGUCAUGAACAUCAUCCACAGCAUUUUCAGCCUGGUCCUCAAGUUCCGCAGCCAGCUCAUCUCCCAGGCCUGGUCUUCCACGGCCGCCCCCCGGGGUGCUGAGCACCCCAAUUUCACCCUCAUGCAGCAGUCGUACAACACCUUCAAGUACUAUUCUCACUUCCUCUUCAAAGUGGUGACGAAGCUGGUGAACCGUGGCUACCAGCCCCACCUGGAGGACUUCCUGCUGCGUAUCAACUUUAACAACUAUUACCAGGACUCCUGA
Molecule: messenger RNA, 4890 nt
Organism: Chrysochloris asiatica (Cape golden mole)
Lineage: Eukaryota; Metazoa; Chordata; Mammalia; Afrosoricida; Chrysochloridae
Gene: TUBGCP6
Product: tubulin, gamma complex associated protein 6
Exons: 26
Coding region: 1-4890 (1629 amino acids)
Biological process (GO): cytoplasmic microtubule organization; meiotic cell cycle; mitotic cell cycle
Cellular component (GO): centrosome; gamma-tubulin complex; equatorial microtubule organizing center
Molecular function (GO): gamma-tubulin binding; microtubule minus-end binding
Source: RefSeq, a predicted model, not a curated record